Molecule: messenger RNA, 1208 nt
Organism: Jaculus jaculus (lesser Egyptian jerboa)
Lineage: Eukaryota; Metazoa; Chordata; Mammalia; Rodentia; Dipodidae
Gene: Sumo1
Product: small ubiquitin like modifier 1
Exons: 5
Coding region: 146-451 (101 amino acids)
Biological process (GO): protein sumoylation
Cellular component (GO): nucleus; PML body
Molecular function (GO): ubiquitin-like protein ligase binding; protein tag activity
Source: RefSeq, a predicted model, not a curated record
GACGCGAGGCGCAGCGGAAGUGCCCGCAGCCGCCGUGUUGUGCCGUAGGGAAGAGCGACCGAUUUUUGUAAACCCCGGAGCCAGCUUCUCGGUGCCCGAGGCCCGCUCCUGUGCGGAGACACCCCCGGGCGAAGCGGCUGUCACCAUGUCUGACCAGGAGGCAAAACCUUCAACUGAGGACUUGGGUGAUAAGAAGGAAGGAGAAUACAUUAAACUAAAAGUUAUUGGACAGGAUAGCAGUGAGAUUCACUUCAAAGUGAAGAUGACAACACAUCUCAAGAAACUCAAAGAAUCAUACUGUCAAAGACAGGGCGUUCCAAUGAAUUCACUCAGGUUUCUCUUUGAAGGUCAGAGGAUUGCUGAUAAUCAUACUCCAAAAGAACUGGGAAUGGAGGAAGAAGAUGUGAUUGAAGUUUAUCAGGAACAAACGGGGGGUCACUCAAGGGUUUAGUUAUUUUUAUUUUUUCUUUCCCCUCAAUCCUUUUUUAUUUUUAAAAACUAGUUCUUUUGUAAUGUGGUGUUCAAAACAAGAUUGAAUACGGGCACUCCACCUCUUUAGAACAUACCGUGAUUUGAAUCCUAGUGUUCAAUAUUCAUCACUGGUUGUUUUCAUUGAGCUGAUUUUUAGUGAUCAGACCUCAGCCCCCUUCAUGUUGCCUUCUCCUUGUUAAAACUCCAUGUGUGCUCAGAGAGGCUCCUUUUUCAGGACUGCAUUUUCAGGUUUGUGGUGAUAAGUAGAUCGACCAAUUUGAACAUUCGUAAUGACCUUCCAGUUGGCCCUGAAGCUGUAGCAUGAGAUUGCUUCACUCCUGGACUAUGAUUUUCAGUGGGAGAUGGAAGUUUUUCAGAGAACUGAACUGUGGGAAAAUGACUUUUCCUCAACUUGAAGCUACUUUUAAAAUCUGAGGGUCUGGACCAAAAGAAGAGUAUCAAGUUUGGAGUCAAGUGACAGACACAAUGAGGUCAUGACUAACUCCAAAGAUGGCUUUACUGAGAAAGAAAGCAUUUUAACAUGAAAGAGAUCCUGUCAGAAGAUCCAGAGAAGUUCUAAUUUUCAUUAGCAGUUAAUAAAGUUACUCAUGCCGAAGUGUAUACAAGAACACUGUUCUUUUUGAUUUUAUUUGUACUUCUUGGCCUGGGAUAUGGGUUUUCAAUGGACACUGUCUGUACCAGCUUCAUGGAAAUAAACAAUAUUUGUAAAAACCGUA